CUUUCCUCUCCUCCGGGAUGAAUAUGUAAAUCCUAUCCUAUCCUGGUAAAUUACCGACGCAUAAGCGGGUCGCCAUUUUUUUUCCAAAAUCACAUUGCGUUUGAAUUUGAACUCGAAGACAGUCCACAACUGUCGCUGAAUUUUUAGUAAUAAAAACAUCACAUUUUAUAGUCACAAUAUGUAAUGACGCCGGAUUCGGAAACAUGCAAAAUUUCGCCUCUUCAGAAAGCCGGAACUCCGAUAUUUCGAAAAAUUACUGAAGCGAAAAAUCGCUGUAGCGACAAGAAAUUUUCUUUACUUUGUAGCGCGAACCUUCGAAAUAUAGUCUAGUCAGCGGCCAGUUUUUUGUUUUGAUAGCACGUUUUAUUGUAGUAUAUUGUUGCUGAAUAUGAGGAAAAUGAGCGAGUUACUAUAAACUUUCAAUAAGAAGAGUUUUACUUUGCAAUAAUGGAAAAUCGAGAAUUUGUUUCCCGUAUUUUGGAGUUGCAAAACUCGGCGGCGAAAUCGUCAACAUUGGAAUCACAAAAUGACGAAUAUGUCAAAAGAACUGCUGCAAUGCAAGAAGAAAUUAAGGAUUUGAGAGCUAAUCUAAAGCAGGUUGAAGCUGUAAAGAAUACUUUUGAACGAGACAUGGCAGUUUACAUAACGGAGAAUAAAAGUUUGAAACAGCAGGUUUCUGUGCUGAAAUCAGCUCACGAUAAAAAUGCUUCAACAUCUGCGAGACUUCUACAUGAGAUUAAGGAUGGAAACAAAAAAUUAAUGAGUCUGAGAGAGGAAGAAUACCAAUCAAAUUUAGACAGAAUGAAGGAAGAAUUGACGUCAAGCAAGGGUGAAUGGACUGAAAAAUUUAGGAAUCUUGAAACUAAAAAUAAUAUGAUGAGAUCUGACAAGAGAGACCUGGAAAAAAAGAUUCAGGAACUCUCAACAAAACUAACAGAGUCUGAUAAAGCAAACUCAUCAAGUUCAUUGAAAUCAAAGAUCCAAGUUCAAGCUUUGGAAAAUAAACUUACUAAAUUGGAUGAUGACGCAAGAAAAAUUAAUGAAAAACAUCAGAAGGAGCUGAAGACACUACAACAACAACUGGAAGAUAGAGAGAAACAACUCGGAGCUCAAUCGAACAUCAAUAAAAGAAUUCACAAAGAUUUGAAAACAGAAACAGACGAAAUCAAACAGCAAUUACAGAAUGAAGUAUCGAAGAAUAAAGAACUAAAUAAUCAAAUUCUGAGGCUAGAACUGAAGGUCAAAAGUUCAUCUGAAAACCUGAAGCAUUUUGAAGAAGAGAAAACUGUGAAAUUGAAAAGUUACGAAGAACAAAUAUCAGUUCUGAAAAAAGAUGUCAACGCAAAGUCUAGUAAAAUAGAAGAACUUCAACAAGAACUUUAUGAAGUUCAUGAUUCCAACACCGGCGAACUACAAGAUUUAAAAAACAAUAUUGUAGUUCUGAAGAAUGAUAAAAGAAAUGCUUUGAAUAAGAAUAUUGAAAUUACGGAAGAAUUAGAAUCUCUAAAACGAGGGAUGAGUAGAGAAAUGGAAAAUAUAAAAGAUACUUGCAAACAGGAAAUGGACAAAUUGAAAAAAGAAUUCAAAGAAAAAGAAAAACAUUCUGCUGCUCAGUCAUGCAUAUCUCGGAAAGUACAAGAAGACAUGAAAAGGAAACUUGAAAAUGAGAAAUCUGAGAUUGAGGGAGAGAGAAUAAAGAAUAAUAAAUUGAACAAUGAUGUCAAGCGGCUUGAAUUGCAACUCAAAAGUUCUCAAGAUUCAGCUAAAACAGUAGAGAAUGACAACACGUUGAAGUUGAAAUUAUCUGAAGAAAAAGUUUCUUCACUUCAACAGGAGAUCCUUAUCAAGAAUAAAAAAGUGAAUGAGCUACAAAAACAGCUUCUGGAAGCUCAGGAAAUGAAUGGGAAAGAUAUGGAGGAAUUAACAGAAAAACUGGCAACAGUCAAACGAGAGAAAAGAAACGCUCAAGAGAAAAUUAAUGAGUUGAAUGGAGAAUUAGAAUCUUUGAAACAAGGGAUGAGCAGAGAAAUGGAAAAUAUUGAGGAGUCUUGCAAACAGGAAAUGGACAAAUUAAAGAAAGAAUUUAAAGAAAAAGAAAAACAUUCUGCUGCUCAGUCAUGCAUAUCUCGGAAAGUACAAGAAGACAUUAAAAGGAAACUUGAAAAUGAGAAAACCGAGAUUGAAGGAGAGAGAAUAAAGAAUAAUAAAUUGAUCAAUGAUAUCAAACGGCUUGAAUUGCAACUCAAAAGUUCUCAAGAGUCAGCUAAAACAGUAGGGAAUGACAAUACGUUGAAGUUGAAAUUAUCUGAAGAAAAAGUUUCUUCCCUUCAACAGGAGAUUCUUAUCAAGAAUAAAAAAAUGAAUGAGCUACAAAAACAGCUUCUGGAAGCUCAGGAAAUGAAUGGGAAAGAUAUGGAGGAAUUAACUGAAAAACUGGCAACAGUUAAACGAGAGAAAAGAAAUGCUCAGGAGGAAAUUAAUGAGUUGAAUGAAGAAAUAAGCAAAUCAGAACGAAUCAAAUCCAAGGCGGAAUCGGGCAGUAAAAUACUGAAAGAGAAACAUGAAAACGUUGUUCGGGAACUUGAUCAAAUGACAAAAAAAUUUAACUCUAUGGAAGAAAAGUGUGCUGAUCUUGAGGAAGAGUUGGAUUCUCACAGAAGUAAAAGCUCAAAGAUAUCUGAGAUGAGACAUGAGAUCACUCAACUCAGAUCAGACAAACGAACAUUGGAAAGCGAAUUGAAAGACAAGGAAGAUGAAAUACGUAGGAUCACCUCUGACCAGAGAAAGUUGUCAGCAGUGGAAAAAUCUGCGAAGGAAAAUGAAAAUAAGUUGAAAAAAGAUUUGGAAUCUGUAGAAAUUGAAAUGGAGAAUAUGGAGAAGGAAUAUAAAAGCAGAAUUGAUGAGUUGGAGGACAAACUAAGUGAGACGAAAAGAAAACUUGCAGCUCAGAACAUAACUUCAGUAACGAUGUGUAAAAGGGCGGAGGAAGACUUCCAGAAGCAGAUUGAGGAAAAAGAAAAAUUGGAAAAAGUGAACAUUGAGCAAUUAGAACAAGAGAGAGGGAACAUUGAAAAAUUGAAACAGGAAUUGGAAGAAGCAUUAACUGAGCUAGAAAUUGCAAAGGAUGAGAAGGCUGCUCUUGAAGAAAAAUUUGACGUUUUAAGGGAGAAUUGCACAGUUAUUGAAACACUAGAAGAACAGUUAGAUGAAUAUCAUGAGAAAUGUCAGCAAUUACAGGAACAGAAUGCUUCCUUAAUCGAGAAACUUGCAGUGUCAACUCGUGAGAAGGGAGGAGCAAAUAGGAAGGUUGAAAAAUAUGAAAAUGAAAAUAAAGAACAACUAGAAAAAAUGGAGGAAACUGAGAAAGCCUUGGAAACUCUGAAACAAACUUGUGUUAUGUUGGAAGAACAAAUCGUUGGACUUGAAAACAUUAACAAUCAACUCAUGAAAAACCAGGAAGAACUGUCUGAAGAAAAAGAAAAAGCUGUGAAAGAUUCUAGAAAUGCCAUGAAAAGACUGGGUGAAUUAGAACACACGAUUGCGCUAGAGAAAAGACGAGGUGUCGAAUUAAAAGAAAACGUUGACGAAGAAAUGAUUGAAUUACAAGUGCAAGCUCGAGAAGAAGCAAAUAAGGUUCAAGAGUUGCAGGAUGAGCUUUCAGAUUUGGAGAGAAAAUAUAAACUUCUGGAAAUGAAUGCAAAUUCUCUGCAACAGAAACUCAACAAUGAGAAGGAUAUGUCAGAAAGAUACAGGCAAGAUGCAGAAAAUUCUCGAAGUAGGAUGGCAACAUUGGAAAGUGUUCGUCAACAAACAUCAAGCGGACUCAGAUCUGAGAUAGAAAGAGCUGAUGCAUUAGCUCACGAGAAAACAGCUUUGCAGAAUAACUUUGACACUAUGAAGAUGAAACAAUCUCACGAAAGCAUUAAAAUGAACUGCACUCUCGGACAACAAAGCAAACUCAUUGAUUUCUUGCAAGCCAAAGUCGAAAGUUUGGAACCGCACGAUAAGAAAAAGAAGAAGAAAAAGAAUGAUUUGUACCAAGUUCCGCUUCAAUACAGAGAACUACAAGACAUGUUGGAAGAAUCGAAACAAACAAACAUACAACUCCAACAAAAAGUUAACGAUUUGAGAACGGAGUUACAGGACACUAAAUCAGAUGUUCACAGGUUAAAGCAUGGAAUAACAGGUGCCACACCUUCCUCAUCUUCUCAAGCAUUAAGUCCUGGAUCUAUGGCAGCAAUAUCAGCACUUCUUAAAUCUCCUAAUACAAAUGUGACUCCACUAUCUGGCAACACUCGUUCUAAACCAAGGAUGCAUCACAAUAUACCACACAGGCUUGUUGAAAACCUUUGUAUUCAAACAACAAAAUGUUCUGUCUGUCUGGAUACGGUUCGAUUUGGUCGAAUGUCACUCAAAUGCACUGAAUGCCAUUCGGCUUGUCAUAUUAAAUGUAGAAGCAACAUGACAAGCACUUGUGGAUUACCUGGUGGUCUGGUGCAACAUUACAAGCAAGGAGGAAGCAAAAUUCAUUCAGCGUCUCCUGUUUCCUGCAUUACUAAUGGGAGUGAGACAGAUGGGAAUGCUCAAGGCUGGCUUAAAGUAUUCUGUGGCGGAACAUCUUGGGAGAGAAAAUUCGUUCAACUGCGAGAUGGUGUUGUUAUUAUAAGCAAUACAGAGAAACCUUUGUCGUCAUCAAAAAAAUUAAAAAUUGACGUCAGCAAUAAAGAGAGAGAAAUAAUUGAUCUAGUCAAACAACAAGGAUACGUUCAUUCAACUGUCCCGGUAUCUGAACUUGAGUCGUCUGCUAAAGCAGAUAUUCCUUACGUAUUCAAACUUGAACUUGGACCCGAUACAUCUUGCUGGCCACCUAGAAAUUUAUAUUUCUUAUCAAGUGGAUUCACUGACAAACAAAAGUGGGUUAGCGCUCUUGAAGCUAUAACAACUCGAAAUUCUGUCACCCAAAGCGUGAUCAACGAAUCGAAAAUCAUUGGAAAUAAAAUUGUGACAAUGCAAGUGAAUGAGAAGCUUGAAAUCAACUGUUCCUUGCCUAUAUCGAAAGAGAAAGUAAUUUUUGGAUGUGACGAAGGAUUGUACGUUUUAUCACCAAGUACGUCAUCCGUCAGUGAUCGUUCACACAUGACCAAAGUCACUGGAGCACAACAAAUUUUACAAAUGAAUUUUUUGAAAUCUCCAAACCUCAUUGUUGCAAUUGAAGGGCCGAAACGAAGAAUUGUUACGUUUGAUGUCAAUAAUCUGAUGACAUCUACAAAGCCAUCUGAAAUGUCUGUGAAACUAAUUCCUGUUGACGAUUUAUCAAGCUGCCAUCUAUUUGCUGUAGGAUCAGUAGAAGGGGCGCCUCACCUGUGCUCAGCUACUGCAGCUGGGAUACAAAUCCAUAGGUUCAAUUCGCAAUUGAAAAAGUUUGUGAAACGAAAGGAAAUCUCAACAUCAGAGCCAUGUACUUGCCUUCAAUUCACAAUGUGCAGUAUUAUUAUGGGAACAAAUAAGUUUUAUGAAAUUGAAUUAAAGUCUUAUAAAGUCGAUGAAUUUCUUGAUUUAGUCGAUAGGUCCUUAUCUUUCGAUCAUGACUCGUUUCCAGUGUCUGUUCUACAAAUUGGAGAAAAGAAUGGAAAAUAUGAAUACUUGUUAUGUUACCAUGAGUUUGGAGUUUUUGUUGAUUGUUUUGGUAAAAGAACAAGGAAGGAGAAUAUGGUGUGGUCUCGUCUGCCGUUAUCCUUUGCUUACAAGAGCCCAUAUCUGAUCAUAACACAUUUUCACUCUGUUGAAAUUAUCAGAAUUUCUCCGUACCAGGAUUAUAAUGAUAGUUUGACAACUCAACAAUCUUAUAUUAACCUACCCAGUCCGAGAUAUCUUGGCCCGGCAAUCACAGAAGGGGCCGCAUAUUUCAGUGCGAAUGAAGGUGGCAAAAUAACAGUCUUCUGCUGUAAAGGAAACAUGGAUCUUUCUGAUGAAAGCAAGGAAAAUAAAGAUGAUCAAAAAGCAUGCCUCAAGCGACGUCGAAUGCAGCUCGCUGCAUCUUCACAAGAAUCAUUAGACGACGACAUUCAAGCCAGACCGAAAAGAACGCAACGAAGUCCAUCGAUCGGUUCAUCGAGCACGAUUCUGUCCGACACAACAAAUAUGUCCGUUUCUUGUGAAUCGUUGUUGUCGUGCAACACAAGUCGAUGGACAUUGGGGAGUAAAAUGACUCAUUUUCCGGGAGAUACACCUAAGACAUCUAUGCCAAGACGAUUCCGCAACUAUUCUCACGAUUCAAUUGAUAGCACAGGAACAAUGACGAGUGAUGCCACUUACAAGAUGUACACCGAGGAUGAUUCUUCAAGUAUCCAAUCCAGUUCGAGCAACAACAGUAACAAUAACAAUUCAAACAGACUUAUGAUGUGGAAGCCAGUAACACCAGGAAGUGGGAAAAAAGUUCCACCUGAGAAACCAAUUAGAAAAUCUAAAACUCCAAACAAGUUGAACUUUGACCCUGUUGAUGUUUAAAUAUUAAUCAUCGGUGAGUAUGGACUGGGAUAUUUUUGGGAAAAGAAAGGGUUUGAUCAUACAUUUUAGAUGUUAUUAUCAACAUACCAUUCAUUCAUUGGCAAUUUGAAUUAAAAAAAGUGUUUUCCAUAUUGUCAGUUUUCACUUUCUACAACCCUAUAGACAGCUUUUGAAUUUACCAAUCACCAAUUACCAAGUUUUAAAACAUGAACAUUCAUUAAGUGUCAGACAAGGCAUCAGAUAUUUUUGCGCCCAAGGACCUACUGGGAUUUAUAUCGUUUAACUUGCCUACUCUACUCAUUAUGCUCUUGCAUAGGGUAUUGAAACAGAUCUCUUUCUGCGAUGACCUCUUUGCCCAAUUUGGCUCAGUGCUUGAGCCACCGGGCCAUUAUAUCAGCCACCUAUGUUCCAUUGAUCUGUCCGUAUCACAAAUAUGAUGAAGAGGAAAUGAGAUUUGUACUACAUGACAUAAUUCAACUUCUAUAUUUGUAUAAAUUGUUAUAUAUGUGGUGUUAUCUGCUUGUCUACAAGCUAGUCGGUUAUCAUUUUGCUACUCAGUGCUUCCACAUUUUAUUGUCCCCUGCCCAUUAGUAUUUUAUUUUUUUUGUUGGCUAAUGUCAGAUUGUUCCAUGAAAGUUUUUUUUUUAAGUUGAGGCAAUGCCAAACAACUGAACAUUUGCACCACUUUAAACUGGUCAGAUAUUUACAUGGCCAACAUGAGCUGUAACCACCAUAUAAGAGGACGGAGUUUGAUUUUUUGUCAUGCUUUUUUUAACUGAUGGUUUGCAGUUAUUAAAUACUGCAUAAUGAACAUUUAAUGAAUUUUGGUGGUGCGUCAUUUUUAAAUUGCAUGAAAUAUAUCUUAGAUAUGGUUCUAAUAUAUGAUUUUCUAUCAAUCUCUACCUAUUACAAAGAGCGGAAUUUCUAGUGAGACUCCUAUAAGAUAUCUAAAUUCUGUUAUAUUCAUUUCAGAAUAGUCAAUCUUAAACUAAUAUGAGUUGAAAAACUGCCAAACUUUAACGAUGUUCAAAUUGUGUUUCGAGGCAUCAUGAUUGAAAAUAAGACUGCAGCCAUGUUAAAUUCAUAGUGCAAUGAGUCUAUAAUUAUAAUCCUAUCUGUAGGGUUAUUGUGUUAUUUUUUUCCUUCGGAGCACUACAUCCAUAAUCAGAUGCUGCAUCUAUCAGUAUAUUGAAUCAUCUUAUCAUUUGUAAAAUACAAUAAUUUUGGUUGAUUAUUUGUAUCUAUAUAUAUUACUGUGCUUAUAAUUAUUAAAAUAUCAACAAAAUUG
This is a messenger RNA of Styela clava, 7795 nucleotides long. The record is from RefSeq and is a predicted model, not a curated record. NCBI's taxonomy places the organism in Eukaryota, Metazoa, Chordata, Ascidiacea, Stolidobranchia, Styelidae.